GACGAUGAAAGAAACCCCGAAUAUAUUACAAUCCCUUAUGACGCAAAGUUCAUUGCAUACAUUCCUUAUGGUCGCAGAGGAACGAAAACUAUUUCAACAAAGAACAAAAAUUAUUUCUGGAGCGAUGAAGAAAAUUGCCUUAUCUACAUAAAUGCAUACUUAAAUAAAGCUACAUAUUGUACAAAAGAAGGUUGGACUGGAUUUGAGCUCUACAUAUACGACGACGAUGGAAACAGACGUUGUGUAUACCCAUACGAUAAUAUGUACCAUUGUUUUCAUCAAGCAUUAAACGAAUACAUAGUCAGUAAGGGUCUCAUUCCUGUUGAGUAG
This is a messenger RNA of Trichomonas vaginalis G3, 330 nucleotides long. RefSeq lists its product as uncharacterized. The annotation marks the transcript as partial. The transcript has a single exon. Lineage: Eukaryota; Parabasalia; Trichomonadida; Trichomonadidae. The record is from RefSeq and is a predicted model, not a curated record.